This is a messenger RNA of Sycon ciliatum, 2675 nucleotides long. RefSeq names its product vacuolar protein sorting-associated protein 33A-like. The record is from RefSeq and is a predicted model, not a curated record. NCBI's taxonomy places the organism in Eukaryota, Metazoa, Porifera, Calcarea, Leucosolenida, Sycettidae. Bases 99 to 1958 code for a protein of 619 amino acids. Gene Ontology annotation, cellular component: CORVET complex; lysosome. Gene Ontology annotation, biological process: intracellular protein transport; vesicle-mediated transport. The transcript is spliced from 18 exons.
AAAAAAGCAAAAUCAUGAAACGAAGAAUAUGUGCUUGCUGAAGAGUGGAAUUGAAGAUCGAUAGGAAGAGGAAGAUGCGAUGGUAGUUUGAAGUGACCAUGUCUCAGAACGCAGGGUACCUCAGUAAUGGUAGGGUGGAUAUAGGCCUACUGCGUCAAUCACUGAGAGCCGAGUUCGUUGAGUGUCUUACACGAUGUGAUGGUUCGAAGGCAAUCGUGUGGGAUGAUCAACUAACAUCACCGUUCACACUGGUAACCGAGUAUGCCCUGCUCAAGGCCCAUGGCGUGGACAAGAUGUAUCCGCUGCGGCGUGGUGCCCUGCCGUCGUGUGAAAUGCAGCAUAUCAUCUUCUUGACACGACCUCACCUGCCAAAUAUGGAGAUGAUAGCGGACAAUAUCAGAGCGGCAGCUAAGGACCGGCUGAAGGAAUUCAGCGUGUUUUUCAUCCCACGCAAAACAAUGCUUUGUGAACGGCGACUAGAGGAACUCGGUGUGUAUGGUAACCUGACGAACAUUGAUGAGUACAACCUGGACAUUCUGCCUGUUGACAGUGAUCUGCUAUCGUUAGAGCAGCCGCUCUCGUUCCGGGAGUGCUACUUAGAACAGGACUACACCAGUCUGUUCUACGUUGCACGCUCACUCAUGACCCUGCAGGCGCUGUAUGGCACGAUACCCAACUUGAUCGGCAAGGGUGUUUGCUCCAGACAAAUCAUCGAUAUGAUCCUGCGAAUGCGGCGCGAAUCCACGUCCCUGAAGUCCAGUGUCAUGCCCCAGAUUGACAAUCUGAUCCUGGUGGACCGGAGUACAGACUUGCUCACACCCAUGCUCUCUCAGCUGACGUAUGAGGGGCUGAUCGACGAGAUAUUUGGCAUUCAAAACUGUUCUGUCAAGUUGCCGCCUGAGAAGUUCUUGUCCUCCGAACAAGAGGAGAAGAACAAGGCCAGUGGGGUUGUUCCCGGACCGAAAGUACUCGUUCUCAACUCCGGUGACGAGAUGUUUGGUGAACUGCGUGAUCUCAACUACCAGGCAGUCGGUCCUCUUCUCAGCCGGAGAGCCAAGCGUGUCACGUCGCAGAUGGAUGAGAGACACGAAGCGAAGACUGUGCGUCAGCUGAAGCAGUUUGUGAAUCGUUUACCACACUUGCAGUCAAUGCGACAGGCUGUCAGCACACAUACAUCAAUAGCAGAGCUUAUCAAGGAGCAAGUAUUCAGUGACGACUUUAUGAAUACGUUACGAGCAGAGCAAGAACUUAUCGGCGGAGUUGACACUGACAAGGUUCACCCUCUGAUUGAGACUCUCAUUGCCAAGAAAGCCCCCAUUGUGAAGGUGCUGCGUCUUCUUUGCAUCCAUUGCAUAUCGAAUAAUGGCUUCAAGGCAAAGCUCAUGGACUUCUACAAACGAGAGAUCAUACAGACGUAUGGCAUGCAUCACAUGAUCACACUGGACUCAAUGGAGAAAGUCGGCCUCCUCUUUGUAAAGACGACGGCGGUAUUCACACAGCUGCGCAAGUCACUGCGCCUCAGUGUGGACAAUGUAGAUGAAGUGAAUCCGCAAGACAUUUCCUACGUGUACUCUGGCUAUGCACCGAUAAGUGUGCGCAUUGCACAGAACAUUGCCAAGCCUGGUGGACUACGCAACAUUGAGGCGUUGCUGCGCUUGCUUCCUGGACCGCUGACUGAAGAGAAGCAGAGCGUGCCCGUGGGUCUGCAGUCUAAGAAGGCACCAUCGGCAGCAGGGAUGACGCUGAUUUUCUUCCUGGGAGGUAUGACACACGCGGAGGUGUCCGCCCUGCGCUUCUUGGCUUCUGAGGAUGGUCUAACCGACUAUCUCAUCGCCACCACUCAGAUGAUCAACGGAACAUCACUAAUAGAGACUCUUGUUGAGAAGAACCCAUUGGGCGAGGACGGUGAUGAAGGAGCAGCAGCUGCUGCAUCCGCACCAUCGUCUUCAGGACGAUGAUGUGUCUCCGUUCUUACACACCAUGUGAGUUCCUUGGAAGCCUGUCAAUUCUAUCUGCACCUGCCAUGGCGGUGGCAGCGGACAUUAUAUAUUUUCACAUACAAGAUUGGUCAUGAAACGCUCCGUGUUGCUUGGUACGCUACUGCGCUCGUGGGGUUUGCUUUUUUAAGAGCACUAGCUUGCAUACACACUUUCUCUUGCUGUAGGUCCUUGCUGGCUCCAUUGCCACGUUGUCCUGUGUUCAUCAGGUUCCAUAUAUCGAUACACAAUACCAACUUUUACCUCCCCCCCCCCCCCCUCACAUCACCUACAUGUAGUGUAACUAGUAGGACCCACAUGCAUACUUGUUGCAAGUACAAACAACUCCAAACAAACCAUGAAAGCUGUAGACGCAUGAGAACUUUGCUUGCCCGGGUAGCCCCUACAAUUAUCAGUGGAUGUAUCAAGUCUCCGAUAUUAUUCCACUGCUCCUGCAGAAACUGGCCACACACUCGGCCGUUCGUUUGUUUUUUUAUUUCAAUUUUAUAAUAAAUCUUCGCCACACUGCAAGCGUGCAGGAUUUUGCUUCUAAAAAGUGGUCCUGCGUGGAACCACGUUGCCUUGACUCGCUCAAUAUUCUAUUUGAUUUUUUCUUUUCUAGUACCCAAAUAUUUUUGUCAAUAUCUGAUUUCUGUGGAGUGUUUUCUGAAUUUUUACAAUGCCAUUCUGUAACCAUGA